AUGAGUGAGCAGGUUUUGGUAACUCAGAAUGCCUUUUGAGUGACAUUUUCUUGGACAGCCAGCCUAUACUCAAAAGUUCACCCUCACUGGUCACACAAAGGCCGUGUCUUCAUUGAAAUUCAGCGAAUGCGGCCAGUGGCUAGCAAGUUCCUGUAAGCCCUCAACCCACUUUUUACCCAACCCUUCCACUUGCAGCCGCCGACAAAUUAUUGAAGAUUUGGAGCUCCCAGGAUGGGAAAUUUGAGAAGACUAUCACUGGCCAUAAGCUGGUAAGUGUAUACUUCCCUAGGCCCUCAGUGCUUUUUCUCUGUAGGGCAUAUCGGAUGUCGCCUGGUCCGCGGACUCUCGCUUCCUCUGCAGUGCAUCCGAUGAUAAGACAUUAAAGCUCUGGGACUUUGCAACAGGCCAGUGUCUGAAAACUCUGAAGGGCCACAGUAAUUAUGUCUUUUGCUGCAACUUUAAUCCCCAGUCGAAUCUCAUCGUAUCCGGCUCCGUAUGUUGCCUUCUUUUACGUUGGUCUAAUUUAUUGUUUAAAAGUUUGAUGAGAGCGUCAAGUUGUGGGACGUUAAGACGGGUAGAUGUAUCCGGACUCUGCCUGCCCAUUCUGAUCCAGUCACGGCCGUAUGUUUUUUUUCGAUAACUUAACUUUCCCCCCUCCUUAGGUCCAUUUUAAUAGGGAUGGCGCCUUGAUUGCAUCCUGCAGCUACGACGGUUUGUGGUAAGUUUUCCUCCACAGUUCACCUAAUUGGUUCAGCCGAAUUUGGGAUACGGCCUCAGGUCAAUGCUUAAAAACCCUAAUCGGUGGGUAAAUUUGCAUUUUAUUUAAUGUAUUCAGACGAGGACAACCCUCCAGUCUCCUUUGUAAAAUUUUCUCCCAACGGAAAGUAUAUUCUUGCCGCCAAUCUGGAUAGGUGGGGUUUGAUUGUAUGCCUUCAUGCAGCUGCAUCUCUUACAGCACCCUGAAACUGUGGGACUACAGCAAGGGCCGCUGCCUUAAGAUGUACAAAGGUCAUGUAAAUGAGAAGUACUGUAUUUUUGCCAACUUCUCGGUAACCGGUGGAAAGGUCAGUUUCGUUUUCCGAUUACUCUCCAUUCCUUCUCCCCCCGGGUAGUGGGUCGUGUCAGGCUCUGAAGAUCAUAAAAUCUACAUUUGGGAUCUGCAGACAAAAGAAGUCGUGCAAAAACUGGAGGGCCACACAGGUACGUCGUCCAUUUUAGUGCUGAUGUCCUCUCUUUGCAGAUGUUGUCCUGUGUACCGCCUGCCAUCCCCACCAGAACAUGAUUGCAUCCGGUUCCCUUGAGGGCGACAAGACUAUCCGACUUUGGACGAGUGAAACCUGA
Messenger RNA from Spirometra erinaceieuropaei, 1341 nucleotides. NCBI's taxonomy places the organism in Eukaryota, Metazoa, Platyhelminthes, Cestoda, Diphyllobothriidea, Diphyllobothriidae. The record is from the annotation of a GenBank genome assembly.